ACCUGUCAGGGUCACGUGACGUGGUAUUAGCUCGCUGACUCUGCUAUGUUUUUCGUUUGUUUCACUAUUUCAGAAAUGCGACGUUUCGUGCUUUUAUCGGUGUGUUGUCGUCGAGGGACACCCCGCGGCUGCUCCAAGACCCGUUUUCAACGACCUCCGUCGAGCACUUUCGCCCUAAAAACUGCAGCCGUUGGCCUGCACGUCACGUGACCAGCAUGCGACGGAGCGUUUGAUAAAAAGAUGGCGUGAACUCGAGCAGAGAGGACAAAUAAACACCGAGCUGAGCAGAGCUGCUGACCGUGAGCACCAGCUCCCAUAAAAAAAUGGAUCCUGGACAGGAUUUGCUACUUGCGGCUUUAAGUGAGAGUGGAAUUUGCCCAAAUGAUAUUGGGCUAUUAGAUGUGGAAUCCCAGGAUGUUACACAGCCCUCUACAACCCAGCAAUCCAUUUCCAUCAGUGCCCUGGAUGUUGGUGUGGGAGCAGAAUCAGUGGAGGCUGUUCGACCUGAGCCUCACUCUACAGUCCCACUUGUUACAAUCAGACACAAACCUCAGCCAUCCACAACCACAUUUGUUCUUAAUCAACUGAAUCAGUUGCCAUCGCUUGGGUCUGCUGCGACCAAACAGUCAGUCAUCAACCCAAUCAAACAUACCAUAACAGUCACCAAGGUGGUCCAUGUUGCCAAUUCAGGAGUGCGCGCUUCAGCGACGCCCUCGCCCACCUGCGUUCCCCCUUCAGUGCCUUCUAACAAAGAUCAGCAGGUGCAGCUGAAAGACCUCCUUCGGCCCAACAAUGUGAAAACCACAGUUUUAAAGGGCAACAGUCUGAUGGAGUUGAUGAAGCUCAAACCUCCACCUGACAUUGCUCCACCCGUAGCAACAGCUACAGCCACAUGUCCAGGUGAUAUUAACAAUGGGAUCAAGAAAGAAGUGUUGGGUAAAGAUGGUGCCAGGAUGUGGAUCAAAGACGACAUUAAGAUUCAAAACUUUUCGAAUACUCUGAAAGCUGCUGGUCUAAAAGAAGAGGAGGAACAUGAGGAGGAAGAGGAAGAAGAGCUGGGGCAUGCAGAGACUUAUGCAGAGUACAUGCCAAUGAAAUUAAAGAUUGGCCUGAGACAUCCUGAUCCUGUGGUAGAGACCAGCUCUCUCUCCAGCGUGAGUCCUCCAGAGGUGUGGUACAGACUGUCCAUCCCAGAGGAAGUCAUUGAUCGUGGCUGCUUGUCAGCACUGCAGUUGGAAGCUAUCACAUACGCUGCUCAGCAACACGAGACAUUCCUACCUAACUGUGACCGAGCCGCCUAUUUGAUUGGAGAUGGAGCUGGUGUGGGGAAAGGCCGGACCAUUGCAGGGAUCAUCUAUGAGAACUACCUUCUAGGCAGAAAGAGGUCACUCUGGUUUAGUGUCUCUAAUGAUUUGAAGUACGACGCUGAAAGAGAUUUGAGGGAUAUUGGUGCCAAGAACAUCCAGGUUCACUCCCUGAACAAGUUUAAAUACGGCAAAAUAUCCUCAAAACACAAUGGGAGUGUGAAGAAAGGGGUGAUCUUUGCCACCUACUCGUCCUUGAUAGGAGAGAGCCAGUCUGGGGGGAAGUACAAAACCAGAUUUCAACAACUUCUUCACUGGUGUGGGGAAGACUUUGAUGGAGUUAUCGUCUUUGAUGAGUGUCACAAAGCUAAGAACGUUUGUCCCAUUGGCUCUUCCAAACCAACAAAGACCGGCCUUGCCGUUUUGGAGCUGCAGAACAAACUCCCCAAAGCUCGGGUCGUGUAUGCCAGCGCUACCGGAGCCUCUGAACCACGGAACAUGGCCUACAUGAAUCGUCUGGGAAUAUGGGGUCAUAAAACGCCGUUUCGAGAGUUUGGCAACUUCAUUCAAGCGGUUGAACGCAGAGGGGUCGGCGCCAUGGAAAUAGUGGCUAUGGACAUGAAACUCCGAGGGAUGUACAUAGCCAGGCAGCUGAGUUUUACUGGCGUGACUUUCAAGAUCGAAGAGGUGUCGCUGACUCAGAAAUACAUCCACAUGUACAACAAGUCUGUGAGGCUGUGGGUCAGCGCCCGCGAGAAGUUCCAGCAGGCCGCCAACCUCAUGGAGGCAGAGCAGCGCAUGAAGAAGUCCAUGUGGGGUCAGUUCUGGUCCGCCCAUCAGAGGUUUUUCAAAUAUCUCUGCAUCGCCUCCAAAGUCCGCCGAGUGGUCCAGUUAGCCAGAGAGGAGGUUCAGAAUGGAAAGUGUGUGGUGAUCGGCCUUCAGUCCACCGGUGAGGCGAGAACGUUGGAGGCCUUGGAGGAAGGAGGCGGAGAGCUCAAUGACUUUGUGUCGACAGCAAAAGGCGUGCUGCAGUCCCUCAUUGAGAAGCAUUUUCCAGCUCCAGACAGACAGAAGCUUUACAGCCUGCUUGGCAUUGACCUCUCUGCAAAGAAGACUCCCUCUCCUACUGACAACGCAGCAGAGCCUGAACACAAGGGAAAGAAGAGGAAAGGCUCAGAGGCCAAAAGACCGCCUAAAAAGAAGCCCCGCAAGCAUGGCGGUCUGUCGGGUACGAGUUCAGAGGAGAGCCAGUCUGAGGAAUCGGACAAGGAGUCUGGGAAAGACAGCGACGACAGCUUCAAAUCUGUCAGCUCAGCAGAUGAAGAUGAUGAUUUCAAUCCGUUCAGAGAUGAGUCUGAUGAAGAUGACGAAGAUGAUCCUUGGCUGAUCAGGAAGGAGCCAAAGAAAGGGAAGGAGAAGAAAAAGAAAAGGAGGAAGAGCAUUGAUCCAGACUCCAUUCAAAGUGCCUUGUUAGCCUCGGGGCUGGGCUCCACCAGGCCUGGUUUUACCGCCUCGGUUAACCCCCCCGUCACGCCUGCCCCCGUCAAGACAGAGAGCCAGGAAAGCUGUCUAACAAGUCAGGACUCGGUGGAGCUCGCCCAGAAGAUGAAGAAACAGCUCCUGGAACAACUAGAGGGCUUGGCUGAAGAUCUACCUCCCAACACCCUGGAUGAGCUCAUAGAUGAGCUGGGAGGGCCAGAAAACGUGGCUGAGAUGACCGGUCGUAAAGGCCGCGUGGUCAGUAAUGAUGACGGCAGCAUCACAUAUGAGUCUCGCUCUGAGCUGGACGUCCCUGUGGAAAUCCUUAAUCUCACAGAGAAACAGAGGUUCAUGGAUGGAGAAAAGAACAUAGCCAUCAUCUCAGAGGCUGCCAGCUCGGGUAUUUCCCUGCAAGCUGAUCGGCGGGUGAGGAACCAGAGGAGGAGAGUCCACAUGACGCUGGAGCUGCCAUGGAGUGCAGACAGAGCUAUACAGCAGUUUGGGCGAACACACAGGUCAAACCAGGUCACAGCUCCAGAGUACGUCUUUCUCAUAUCUGAGCUUGCUGGAGAGCAGAGGUUUGCAUCCAUCGUUGCCAAAAGACUCGAGAGCCUGGGGGCCCUCACACACGGAGACAGACGGGCCACGGAAACUCGAGACCUAAGCAGGUUUAAUUUUGACAACAAGUAUGGAAGAAACGCCCUGGAAAUAGUGAUGAAGUCGAUUGUAAAGCUGGAUUCUCCGUUGGUGCCGCCGCCCUCAGACUUCAAAGGGGAUUUCUUUAGAGAAAUUCAGAGUGGGUUGAUAGGUGUGGGUCUCAUAAAUGUGGAGGACAGAUCUGGAGUGCUUACUCUGGACAAAGACUACAACAACAUCGGAAAAUUCCUGAACCGCAUAUUGGGCAUGGAGGUCCAGCAGCAAAACGCCUUGUUCCAGUAUUUCUCUGAUACACUGACGGCCGUGAUUCAGGAAGCCAAGAAGAACGGCAGAUAUGACAUGGGCAUUCUGGAUCUCGGCUCUGGUGACGAGAAGGUGAAGAAGGUGGACUGCAGAAAGUUUUUGACGCCAGGCUACACUACGUCAGGACACGUUGAACUCCACACUGUCGGCGUGGAGAGAGGAAUGUCUUGGGAAGAAGCGACACAUGCCUGGGCAGAGCAGAACGGACCGGACGACGGCUUCUAUGUCCAGAUGCGGAAUAACAGGAAGACGGCCAUACUGGUGAAAGAAGUGAACAGUAAGAAGAGGCUGUUCCUGGUGUACAGGCCAAACACGGGCAGACAGGUCAAACUGGAAACGUAUGCCGACAUCAAAAAGAAGUUUAAAAAGGUGCUGUCAGAAGAUGCCAAGCAGCACUGGACCGACCAGUACCAGUCAUCAGCCAAAAUCUGCUCUCACGCAUACUGGCGCGGCAACUGCAAGAAAGCCUCAGUGGGUCUGCUGUGUGAAGUGGGGCUGCGCUGCAGGACCUACUACGUCCUGUGUGGCUCUGUGCUCAGCGUGUGGAACGAACUGGAAGAAGUGCUUUCUCCGGUCAGCGGCAGCAACGUCAAGGUGCAGAUUGUCCGUCUGCGGACAGAAGACGGACAGAGGAUAGUCGGGUUGAUCAUUCCAGCAAACUGCGUGUCCCCGCUGAUCAACAAGCUGUCAACAUCAGACCAGAGCCAGCAGCUGGCCGUUCAGGAGCAGCAGAAGAGGCAGCUGCUCCACCCUCAAAGUCUUACUCAUGUCUUCAACACAUAGUGCGCUGGUCUGAGUCCAGACUCCACCCCCCCUCGACUCCACGGCCCGCUCUGGAGGCGUCUGGCUCCGACAGCGCGUCGGUGCGCUGCAUGCUUCAGGGCCGCCGUUCCUCACCCUCCACCAUUGUCCCCCGAGGGCCCGACGUUUGGUGGCAAGCUGCGCUGACUGUUGGCUAGAAGUAGACGGUAGUCCUGUUGUCGGUACUGCUGUGUUCACGGUCGGAGGGAGCUCUGUGAUGCAGUCGAGACGCGGGUUUAUACCGCGAGGGCACUUUGACGUGAGCGCUCCUCUUCCUGUCGAGUUUUCAAGCCUGUUUUUGUUCGGACCGGGCACGCAGCUAAAGAUUCCCGGGUCCAGGCUAGAGGUGAACGAAACGGAACCACUACAUCUGUGAAGCCGAGGGGGCUCAUCUGUACGGGCAUUCGACGCUCCGUUAUUAGCAGCUUGCUAUUUUGCGAAUCCCCUUAAAGUUGCAGGGGGAUAUUUUUAGCCGAUCGAUUCGGGUCCUCCUGCCGUCGGCCUCACCGUCACAAAGACCAAAACGGCUUCCUCAUUGCCAGAAUCAGCCUGCGUUCAACAGACCAAAUAGUUUAGCUCUUUUCCCGUUUAGCAGACGAGGCUCCGCUUCAGCAAACGUGCUCUUCAUUUUGUUUUAGUAUUUCUAACAAAACCCAUGUAGUGACACCCAGGCAUUUUAAAUUUACCCUCGCCUCUCAUUUUGUUGUUCUUCUCCUUUUUUAGUGAAGGACAGCUGAUCGGAGUUACUGAAACCAAACGUUCAGGGAGUUUUCAGUUGGAUUCAGUGGUUCUGGGUUUCAUUCCUCACUAUUAUAAGCAGUGUGACGAUGUGAAAUAAAGCCUCUGUUCUGUAUACGUACUCUAGCGUUAGGUGGUAUACAUGUAGCUCUUUUUUUUUUUUUUUAAAGAUAUUUCUUCCCCCGUGGGUUUUUUAUUUUACAGUAUUUACUGGUCAGCCACUGUUUGAGGCCCAGAAAAAAACAUCAGUCAAAACACUAGUUAAAGAAAAGCAACCAUUAAAGGCCGUUUAUGUUGCUUCUACUGCUCUAGCGAACGACCAUGCUGCUCUGCGCUGUAAAGCGAGGCUAAGGGAAAGACAGACGUGUCCCAGCCAAGGGGUUAAAUUUGUCUUUCUGCAGGUAAACAGCUCAGGGGGUCCACGUCUGAACAAACCCAGCUCACUGAGGGUUUGGUGUAUGUGAAAUGCCUGGCCACAGCUUUCAUUUACUGGAUUUAAAGCUUCCCUCUUCACUGUACAUACGUCAUACACCUCUGCACUUCCCAAGCCUGCAGCGGAGUCUUGCUCUGCGGAGGAACCUCUCCUGAACCUUUUUGGGCUCGGGUCCCAUUACAGACAAUCUGCGCGGACCAGAACGGACCACGGCCCGCGCGUCUGAUCUCUGCUGAGGGGGGAAAGAACGAAAAGCGGGAUGGUUUUGACCCUGGCCCGCUGGGUUAGAUAGUUCUGUUCACCUGGCCCGUGUCCUCUACCCACUGAUAAUCCAUUCAAGAACUGCUUUGUAUUAUUUGUACAGGCCGGAGUUGUUCAUGCAGCGCAUCUCUGGACAGCGUCAGGGAGCUUCUGCUUCUGUGUUUAAACUUGAAUGUGCACCUUGUAAAAGCCAACACCUCAUGUUUUGUCUCUUGGGGUGUCCUGUGCGUGUGUGUGUGUGUAUAUAAGAGGCUGCUGAGUAAUUUGUUGAAUGCCAUUGAGGGGGGGGGGGGAAGAAUGGCAAGUAGGUUCUUCUAAAGUUAACUCUUUUUCUUUUGUCCGUGUAAAUUGCACGAGUUGCACUACUGACAGACGUACAGAUUCAACAGUGCGUGUACAUGCAUCUUCAAUAAAGCUUGGUAUACUUCUA
Messenger RNA from Fundulus heteroclitus (mummichog), 6406 nucleotides. It is a transcript of the gene sbno1, whose product is annotated as strawberry notch homolog 1 (Drosophila). The record is from RefSeq and is a predicted model, not a curated record. The transcript has 33 exons. Bases 324 to 4526 code for a protein of 1400 amino acids. Gene Ontology annotation, molecular function: histone binding; chromatin DNA binding. Gene Ontology annotation, biological process: regulation of DNA-templated transcription. NCBI's taxonomy places the organism in Eukaryota, Metazoa, Chordata, Actinopteri, Cyprinodontiformes, Fundulidae. Gene Ontology annotation, cellular component: nucleus.